AGCGCAUAAGCAGAACAGCCGAAGCCUAAACCCACAGCAAAACCUCCAUGGCAUGAUUACAGUUUUCAGAGCUGCUUAUUGAGCUUCCCCCACCCAUCUCAUAGCGGCUCUCAGGAUUCAGUUCCCUGCUAAUCAAUGGCGAAACGACGUCGGGAGGAGACGGAUUCCGAUGACGGCGCGGCAAUCGUUGCGGCACCGGCGACGUCGUACAAUUCUGUUUUCAUCGACACCGACCUCGAUACGCACCUUGCCAUGAUGGUAUCCGAUCUCGACACUGUCUCUGAUCUCAAAAAGAAGAUAAUGUUCGAACACUUGCAGUGUUUACCUGAGAUGGGAGAGAUAAAGAUCCAUUCUGUGAAGGUGAAACGGAAAGGGGAAUUCUAUCAUCUGCCUGAUUCAAUGCUUGUUAGGACUGCAUUUCAAGGAACCCAAAGAAAUUGGUUCCUUUAUGUCACUAGUUCUAUUUCGGUGGAUCAGAUCUCCAACAAAACGGGUGAUAUGCAUGAUGGUAACAACCAAGUAGGGUUACUUUGCAUAAAAAAUUAUGCUCAAGAUGAUUCGGACUAUGUUCUUUCAGAUGAUCCUUCAAAAGCCUUGGCUCUAAGGGAUACUACUGUUGCAGUCCCAAGUGACUUGGGGAUGGACAUUAGACAGGUAAAUGAUGAGCGCUGUGGAGAUUUGGCCUCUGCUCAGAAAAAGAUAGUGUCUAGACCAAUUGAUCAAGAGAAGGCAUUCACCACUCCUAGCCAUGAGCUGAAGGAUGAUAAGUCCAGUGAUAGUUCAAAGGGAAUACCUGUAGAAGGUCCUUUGGCUAAAAGACAGAAAUUGAUGCAGGGGGAAGAUGCAUCUCAUAAACCUGCUCUUGAAGGUGGCAAUGAUUCACAGAACUUUCAUACUGUCAGAAAUGAAAAUACAUCAGCAAAUGACAAUGAAGGAGUUCCAGUUCACAUAAAAAAGAAAGGGAAGUCUGGUGCUAGAAGGAAACGUACUCACGGUGAGACUGGUUCAGAAGUGUCAAGUGUAAGGAAUAACAAAGCCAAAGAUAAAGACAACACGCUUACAGAAGUAGCAGAAUCUGUGUCAGCUGCAUUGCAAAAUGAGGGAGAGAAUACAUUAGAGACUAGAAUUGCUGAGGACUCAAUGGAACACAAGCAAGAAACAUUAGUGGUGGGUCCAAAUGCUUUAAAAGAAUCUUUAGAAAAUGGCAAUUUUAGAUCUGAUUCAGAGCAUAAGGAGAGCAAAAGAAAUGCAAAAAAGACCUUAUUAGCCUCUGACGAUGGGAUAUCAAUGUCUAUGCAUUCUUCUCAAAAUAUUGAGAUGGAAAGGAGACUGGAAACAAACUCUGGAGUUGCUCUUAACAGUUCAGAUAAUUCUUUUGGUGCUGCCCACACUACUAUAUGUACUCAAUCUGAAGUAAAUGAAAAAACAUCAUCAAGGAAAAGUCACUUUGCCAACUCUAAAGAAUGUCCACCACCAGUCAAUGAAGAGCAUCAGACCAAAGAUACUGGCAUCUUUCAUCCUACACAUGAAAGUGUUGUGUCCAAUAGUCCAAGGCUCAAGACUGAUCUUCCUAAUAUAAUUGAAGAGCAGAAUUUAUUACCAAAUAAUUAUGUUGAAACUGUGUAUUCUCCAAAACCUAAGCCAUCAGAUCAGGGUGAAAAAGUUACAAGUUCGAAACAUCUAUUACCUUCUUCUGACUUGUCAGUUGACAAGGGAGUUGUAGAACAUGACAAUAAACGGAAGAAGAAGAAGAAGAAGUCUAAUGCAAGAAUUCAACAGGAGUCAGAGAUUAAACACUAUGAUGAGCCUAAUAGUAAUACUUCAAUAUCUGUGUUGAAUUUCACUUCUGAUCAUGCAACUGAUGAGAUCAGGAAAGAUGAAAGCAGCAUUCCUGAGAAUGGAUCAGAUAAGACCGACAAGGAAAGAACUGUGCCAGAGAUUGAAGCAGAUGCCACUAACAAGGUUGGAAAUGAAAGCAAAGUUUUGGUGACCUGUGAUCUUGAAGUGACUGCCUCUGAAAUAUGCCCACCUUCAGACAUUGUUCAAGCAGAUGUGAGUACCAAGGGGGGAACAAAGCAUGACAAGAGACCUAAGAAAAAGAAGUCCAAGGGGUUGAGUGCAAGUAUUCAGUUUGAGCCAGAUAUAGUUAAUACUGAUCAGGCAACUGUAUUGAAAUUAUCCACUGAUGAUUAUGGGAAUGAUGAGACUAGUAAAACUGAAACCACGGUGCCCCAAAUCGAAGCAGAUCAUCAUAACAUGAUUGAGAAAGAGGGAAAGUUGCCAGAGACCUGUGAUCCUGACAUGAAAAUGCCUGAAAUGUGUCUACCCUCACAUCAUGGGAAUGAAGAGACUGCAAACCUCUCAUCUAAAUUGGAUGCUAUUCAGAGGACUGAAGACGGAAAUACUGAAAGAACUAAGAGGAAGAGAAAAAGUGCCAAGAAGAUAGCAGGAAAGACUCAGUAUAAAUUAGAGGAGGCAGAUGUAGAUCUGGUGAGUGGAAUUUCAUCAGCUGCAGUAAAUGUGGAAUCUAGUGAACCGGUGACUCAUGAUACUGCAAAAACUGAAGGCUUGAUGCCUCAUGCCCGAACUGGUCAGACAACAACAUUGGAGAAAGGGGAAUCAUCUGCAAAAGAUGUAGAUAUGCAAUCAGAAAAUUUCAUAUCUCCGGUUUGUGGAAAAGCAGAUAUGAUCUCUGAACAACUGGAAACAAUGUCUAGAGCUGAGCUUUCUAAUGCCAAUGCCACUGAAAAACAUGAAAACAGUGGUGGAAGUCAAAAGAGAAGAAAAUCAAAGAAGUCUCUUACAACAAAAAAAGAUUCUAGUUUGGAUCCUGCAAAUGUUACUUUGGGGGUCUCUCCAGAUGUCCCCACCGUUGACCUUUUUAUUGAUGGAUCUAAGGACCAGAGCCACUUGCACUGCAUGGAAAUAAAAAAUGCAUCAGGAGGACUAAUUGAUACUUCUGCUGCAGGUUCUCAUGUAGAAAUUGAUAAAGUCAAUGAGAGUGAGGCAGAACAUCUGCCUGUUAAGAAAGGACUUAAUGAGAAUGGACCUUUGCCGGUGAUUCAAACUGGUAAAAGUCAGUUGGAUGAAGAAAAUACAGAAAAGAAGGCAAAAAGAAAGAAAAAAAGGAAUAGCAGUAUUGGUGGGCAGAGCCAUUCAGUUUUGGCUAAGAAUGAUCAUGAAGUUGGUGUUGAAGUAUCAAAUGACAAUGUGUCGGUCAUGCACCAUUCGUCUAAUGUUGCUGAGGUGUCAGGAACAGCUAAAGAUGAUCAUGUUGGCCAAGUUGCUGUUACUGAUGCUGAGCUUCUGGAAGGUGCUGUCAAUAAUGGACAGGCCCCAGAAAAUCCUGAGGAUAAUAGUCGGGUGGAGCUACAAACUGAAGUCAGUACUGAUAAUUGUGGAGCAGUUAACUUCAGGAGCUACUUUGUUCCUGGCUCACAACAAGGCCAGGGUGUUUCUUCUGAUAAGGUGAAGAAAUCAGUGAAAUCAAAGAGGGAGAAUAAAGCAGGGAAGAAAUCUGUAAAAGGGAGCUUGGUGAACUCACUAGCUCAGGAUGAGGAUGUGAAUCCUGAAUAUAAGCAUAGCAGUAGGACUGAACUUGGAAAGUCAAAGUAUGAUAAACAGUCUAAGGCUAAGCUUCAGUCCAAUGAUAAUAGAAACAAUACUCUUCAGGAGGCUGGAAACCCUGCUGUUCAUGGUUCAGAGAACCCAAAGGAUGCUUUGGCUUGUACAUUUGAGAAUAACAUAUCUUUUGAUGAAUCAAGCUCAACAUCAAGCCCAACGCAUUCUCAAAAAUCUCCCCAAUGUAAAACAGAUAGAUCGCAGUCAGGUUCAAAUCACAAGAGUUUGUCUAGUAAACAGGUUACUGAUAAGAUUACAGGGGUUAUUACUUCACCAAGUGCUGCUCUUAGGGAUGAUGGAUCUGGUAAUUAUUGUGAUGACAAUGGGGCUGGAAAUUCUGAUGCCAGCACUCGAACUCCAUCCAAUGAUUCUUCAUCAUCUGGCUUCUCAGUUGGUGGAAGUGAAUUAAGUCAUCAUUCUUCCCGAAACGGAGCCAAUGGUGCCAAAAGGAAAAAAAGUCAUGGGGAGUGUAACAUUAAAUCAAACCUUUCAAGUGCGAAGAACUUAACCAUGGAUGAGAUUCUGAGAAGCUCUAGACGAUUCAAGAAGGCCAAGAUGACAGCUACUCAACGCCAACUUGAAACAGACAGCAAGGCUAUUGAUUUUGUUCCAGACAGUGAACCAAACUAGUAAUGACUUAAGUUUUUUUUUUUUUUUUUUCCUAUGGAAACCUUUUCAUACUCUCUGGGGGAAAAAUGGGGGUUCUCUUGAUUUUUGUGUUGACACUCUAUUUCUUAUGAAAACAUCUUUUGAAAAAAAGAAGAAUUGUUUUUGUUUU
Ipomoea nil (Japanese morning glory) is the source of this 4399-nucleotide messenger RNA. RefSeq lists its product as uncharacterized. Lineage: Eukaryota; Viridiplantae; Streptophyta; Magnoliopsida; Solanales; Convolvulaceae. The record is from RefSeq and is a predicted model, not a curated record. The coding region runs from base 136 to 4251 and encodes 1371 amino acids. The transcript has 5 exons.